AACUUCCAGACAGCGGUGCGGGAGAACGUUACCAUUAAUGGGCAGCCCUGGGAGGAGACUUCGCAUGACUGUGACCUGCAGGGUUCCAGCAUUAAAAUUCUGGAGGAUCAGUUUGAUGAACUAAUAGUGGCGACAUCAACAAAGCGCAAGCAGUGGCCUAAAAAGAUACUGGUGCAUGCUAUCCAAACCAUGAAAGCAGAGCAAGAGAUGUUGAAGCUCUACCAGCCUGUUGUAACACCAGAAGAGAUAAGAUCACAGCCUUCUCAAGAUGCUUACAUCGCAGAUCUGAAGCAGAUGACAGAACUGGUGUCCAAACAGAUCAGUGGAGCAAUGAAGUCUCUCCCAGCACUAAUAGAACGAGCAGAAGGUUUUUCCCAAGCGUUAACUUGGCAACCAACGCUGGAACUCUGCAAGCUGCGGCAAGAAGUCUUUGCUGGCUGCAAGGCAAAGGAGGAAAAUAACGUCCAAAAUUUCAUAUCACCAGGAGAAGUUACACCAACAGACACUGAUACCAGUAAAAAUCCUUGUGUUUUGCUGAAAAGAAAAAAACCCAUAGAUUCACCAGAACGAAGACGCUACCCACUUCGACGGAGGAAGAUUAUUCUCAGCACAUGA
Leptosomus discolor (cuckoo roller) is the source of this 615-nucleotide messenger RNA. NCBI's taxonomy places the organism in Eukaryota, Metazoa, Chordata, Aves, Leptosomiformes, Leptosomidae. The record is from RefSeq and is a predicted model, not a curated record.